Molecule: messenger RNA, 2030 nt
Organism: Ictalurus furcatus (blue catfish)
Lineage: Eukaryota; Metazoa; Chordata; Actinopteri; Siluriformes; Ictaluridae
Gene: sstr1a
Product: somatostatin receptor 1a
Exons: 2
Coding region: 1-1095 (364 amino acids)
Biological process (GO): neuropeptide signaling pathway; cellular response to estradiol stimulus
Cellular component (GO): membrane; neuron projection
Molecular function (GO): somatostatin receptor activity; neuropeptide binding
Source: RefSeq, a predicted model, not a curated record
AUGCUGACUAACAGCACAUUCCCGCACCUGGAAGACGACUUGUUCUUUAAUUCAUCUGGCAAUGAAACGCUCGGUGAAGCUCACGGCAGCGCGAUCCUCAUCUCCUUUAUCUACUCUGUCGUGUGCCUGGUCGGACUCUGUGGCAACUCCAUGGUCAUUUAUGUCAUAUUCAGGUAUGCCAAGAUGAAAACUGCUACAAACAUUUACAUUUUGAACUUGGCGAUUGCGGACGAGCUGCUGAUGCUCAGUGUGCCCUUCUUGGUUACAUCUUCGCUGCUUCACCACUGGCCGUUCGGCUCGUUCUUGUGCCGUCUGGUUUUAAGCGUUGACGCCAUCAAUAUGUUUACCAGUAUCUACUGCUUAACUGUCCUAAGUAUCGACCGAUACAUCGCCGUAGUGCACCCCAUCAAAGCGGCCCGGUAUAGGAGACCUACAAUUGCCAAGAUGGUCAACUUGGGCGUGUGGAUGUUCUCCAUCCUGGUCAUUUUGCCCAUCAUCAUAUUUUCCACUUCCACACCAAACUCGGACGGCUCGGUCGCAUGUAACAUGCAGAUGCCCGAGCCGCAGCGUCGGUGGAUGGCAGUGUUCGUGAUUUACGCCUUUCUCAUGGGCUUCCUUUUCCCGGUGCUCGCCAUAUGCAUGUGUUACGUCCUGAUCAUAGCGAAGCUAAGAGUUGUGGCACUGAAAGCGGGCUGGCAACAGCGCAAAAAGUCCGAGAGAAAGAUCACGCUCAUGGUCAUGAUGGUGGUCACGGUGUUCGUGAUUUGCUGGAUGCCAUUUCACGUCAUGCAGCUCGUGAACGUGUUCGAGGAGCGCCACAACGCCACGUUCAGUCAGCUGGCCGUGAUUUUGGGCUAUGCCAACAGUUGCGCUAAUCCCAUCCUCUACGGCUUUCUCUCGGACAAUUUCAAACGCUCCUUCCAAAGGAUUUUAUGCCUCCGGUGGGUGGACAGCGCCGCUGAGGAGCCCAUCGACUACUAUGCCACGGCGCUGAAAAGUCGCGGGUACAGUGUGGACGAGUUUCAGCCGGACAACAUGGAGUCGGACAGCGCGUACAGGAACGGCACGUGCACCUCCAGGACUACUACACUGUAGUGAGCUGCACUGGGUUUGCAGUUUGAUGACUUGAACAGAUAACACACCGUUAAAUCAGGCAUAUUCCCGAAGUCUUCAGGUCUACCUUCCUGAAGACUUUAUGUCCAACCAUAAUCAUGCCCACCUGACCAUCUAAUCAUUGCCUUAAGAAGUUCUUGAUCAAGUAAAACAGGUGUGUUAGAUUUUGGUUGGAGAGGAAACCUACAAGAAGCUAGAUCUCAAGGAAGAGAGUUGGUGACCACUGCUGUAGAUACAUCGAAGAUAACACUGAAGCCUCGUGAUUGUAUUAGAUAGUGUAGAUUUCAGCCUGAUGUUUGAAACAAGCAAUUCUCAAAACUGAAACAAAUAUGCAGAGUAUUUAUAAUAAAACAUUGACACCGAAUAAUCUUAACUAAUGAGCAGUUUUAGGAGAGCCAGACAAGCAUUUUCUCGAACCCAGUCUUUUCUAAUAGAACUUGUUAAAAGAUUUAAAAGGCUCCGUGGUUACUUUCAGUAAAUGCCACCAAAACAUUCAAAAGGAACAUUAAUGCUUAAUAUGAUAUUCAGGGUGGUUUCUGCCUCCUGCAUCUUUAAUGCAAUUUGUGGGAGUGCCUGUAGCCUGUGAAUCUGCAUGUUCUGUUUAGUUCUGUGUUAAUUUCUUGCCCACUGUGCAUUAAAGGAAAUGCGUGCAGGAAAAAGAUUGUGUCCCCUAACUUGCCAUACUUUGUCGCUCAACUUAUUUGUGGCAUACCUCUAUUGUGUCUAUACUGUUUUCUUAACUUUGUUUGAAUUAAAAGAAUAUUUUAGCUAAAAGUGAAAAUUUCACAAUUUUCCUCUUACUCACAGUGUAGUGAAUCAGCAAAUACAUGUUUAGUGUUUUCUUCUUUGGUCUUGCACUAGUGCUAUGAGCCUAAUGUAAGCAACUAUUAUUGUGUGUGUGUGUGUGUGUGUGUGUG